AUGGCACCGCAAACAGAGGACCUAGAAAGAUGGCCACCCGUAGAGGAGGUGUGGGAUGAGCUGAAGCGCAUCGGCUUCAUUGCCCUCCCCUCCACCGCUACUGCCCUCACCGGCCACGCUCGCGGCCUCAUCUCGGCUCUCUGCCUUGGCCUACUUGGCCCCAUCAACCUCGCAGGUGGCUCCCUCGCCCUCGCCUUCAUCAACGUCACCUCACAAUCUCUCCUCUCCGGUCUCGCCCUCGGCAUGGAGCCCCUAUGCACCCAAGCGGCUGGCUCCAACAAUUUCCUCCUCCUCUAUACGACCCUUCUUCGAACUAUGGCCCUCCUCGCGAUCUUCGCCCUUGUCAUUGCACCACUGUGGCUAGCCAUGAAGCCCCUUGCCCUAGCCCUGGGACAGGACUCGGAAGUUGCGACCGUGGCCGCGGUGUACUGCAAAGCAGCACUACCCACCCUAGCAGCAGCGUGCCUGGGGCUUCCGAUGAGGGUGUAUAUGAGAUGUAGGGGGUGGGUGGGAGCGAUGGUGUGGUGUGGGGCUGUGGGGGUAGUGGUGCACUUGCUACUUGCUUGGAUUUUGGUGUUUAGAGUGGGAAUGGAACUGAAGGGGGUGGCGGUGGCGGGGUGGUUGGCGGAGGCGGGGGUGGCGGGGUUGAUGUCAGUGUGUGUAGAAAGAGGGAAGAGUUCACGGGUUGCGGGAUUGAGAGGGGGAGAGGAGGGGGGUUGGAAGGAGUUGAUGAGGAUGGCUGUGCCAAGUUGCGUGGGAGUGUGCUUGGAGUGGUGGUGGUAUGAGCUAAUGACACUUCUAGCUGGCUACCUAUACAACCCGAAAGUUACCCUAGCAGCGGCCGGUAUCAUCAUACAGACAACUUCAUUGAUGUACACAAUUCCGGUUGGGCUGAGUGCGGCAGCAAGCACCCGAGUAGGGAAUGCGUUAGGAGGCGACCGGCCCGAUAGAGCUCGCAUAGCCACAUGGGUUGCCAUGUCUCUCGCCGUCAUAGCUUCUCUCUUGUGCUUAACUUGGACAAUUUUGGCCAGGAAACAAUGGGCAGGUUUAUUCACUAAUGAUGAGGAGGUUCUAGAGUUGGUUAUGGGUGCUUUGCCAGUGAUUGGGCUUUGUGAGAUUGGAAAUUGCCCUCAAACUACAGCUUGUGGGGUGCUGAGGGGGAGUGCUAGGCCUGCAAUUGGUGCUACCAUAAAUCUUUACUCUUUUUACUUGGUGGGCACCCCAAUUGGCAUAGCUUUGGCCUUUGGUUUUGACAUGGGUUUUGUGGGUUUGUGCUAUGGGCUCCUAUGUGCUCAAUUGGUAUGCUCAAUGUCUAUUGUCCUAGUAGUUUUGAGGACUGAUUGGGAUAAGGAGGCCCUGAAAGCUAAACACAUAGUAGGAAUAGAUUCACAUGAGUCAAACCUAGAGGUUGUUGAGGCAUGCCUUAAAAUGAAUAGGCAGAUUAAGGUCUAA
This is a messenger RNA of Amborella trichopoda, 1452 nucleotides long. RefSeq names its product protein DETOXIFICATION 55. Gene Ontology annotation, molecular function: antiporter activity; xenobiotic transmembrane transporter activity. NCBI's taxonomy places the organism in Eukaryota, Viridiplantae, Streptophyta, Magnoliopsida, Amborellales, Amborellaceae. Gene Ontology annotation, cellular component: membrane. The record is from RefSeq and is a predicted model, not a curated record. Gene Ontology annotation, biological process: xenobiotic detoxification by transmembrane export across the plasma membrane.